This is a messenger RNA of Ictalurus punctatus (channel catfish), 1727 nucleotides long. It is a transcript of the gene olfml3a, whose product is annotated as olfactomedin-like 3a. Bases 204 to 1400 code for a protein of 398 amino acids. The record is from RefSeq and is a predicted model, not a curated record. The transcript has 3 exons. Gene Ontology annotation, biological process: signal transduction. NCBI's taxonomy places the organism in Eukaryota, Metazoa, Chordata, Actinopteri, Siluriformes, Ictaluridae.
CAGUGUUAAGGAAAACAUUCCAGCCAGAGGAGAGAGCUAGAAAAUUCGAAACCCUAGCAGUCGUUCCUGUUCAUGGUCACUUCUUUGAUCACUUCUGCAAAGACACAUCUCCGGGGUUGUGCCCAAGGCAGACUGCAAACCUUUUUUCAGAGUCCUGGGACUGAUAGAAGAAGAGUUCAAAGUGACCCACAUCUGAACUCACCAUGAAAGCGGGCUUCUUCUUCUUUUCUGUCCUCCUCAGCAUGCUUGCUCAACUCUCUCAGGCCCAGUACCACUACCAGAACCUGAUGAACUACCUGGAAAGCAGAAUGGCUGCUCUGGAGGAGCGUAUUUCCUUAUGGCAUGAGCAGAACAACCGUUACAGCACCGACCUGAAAAAGUUCCGGCACCAGGCUGCAGAUUUGCUGGAGAAACUCGGGAAGGAGCAUGAGAAGCUGCGGGAGGACCUGGAGGGAGCCGGGGUGCGGGUGGACCGAGUGGAGAAAGAGAUGGACUACAUCGAAACCAAACAUCCACCCAAACCUUGUGUCAAAGCAGCGGAUAAAAUGGUGGAACAAGAGCCUGUGGUGAAGGAGAGGAAGAAGAAAGAUGAGUUUUUUGAGGUUUCAGUUUGUGUCGACAUCGUGUCAAGUAUCCGUGCCAUGAAGAUAGUGAAAAGGCUGGGCAGCACCAAGGGGGUCUGGACUAAGGAUGCCAGGACAGCAAAGGUCUACAUCUUUAAUGGAACUUCUGAGGACACUCUGUAUGAGUUCCGCUCGGUAAAAGAGCUCUCUUCAUCAUCUGGCUUGUCCAAAGGCAAGCUGAUAACCCUCCCCUCUGCAUGGAAUGGUACUGGCCAUGCUGUCUAUGAUGGCUUUCUUUACUAUGUGACUGAGAGGUCAGAGUUGCAGGUGAUCAAGUUUCAUCUGGAGAAUAGCUCGUUGGUGGACAGUGCCGUUCUUCCAGUGCAGGACCAGGUUUCAGUGUACAGCUUCAAUCCUGAGACCAUGGUGGACCUGAUUAUAGAUGAGGAAGGACUUUGGGCAUUAUACGCUGUUGGAGACACUAUUAACCUGGCCAAGAUGGACCCUGACACGCUGGACAUCGAGCAGAUGUGGGACACGGCAUGCUCCAGAAACAAUGCUGAAGCAUCAUUUUUUGUUUGUGGCACCCUCUAUGUGGUCUACAACACCAGACCCCCCAGCCGCUCUAGAGUCCAGUGUGUAUUCGAUGUUAAUGACAUGGUAACACCCGGAGAAUCUCCACUGCUCUAUUUCCCUAGGCGCUUCGGAGCUCACUCCAGUCUGAAGUACAAUCCUGUAGAGAAGCAGGUGUAUGCUUGGGAUGACGGUUAUCAGAUUCUCUACAGGAUGUCCCUGAAGAAGAAGCUGUGGGCCAUAGUGCCUCCUCCAGAGGAAUAACUGCCGAUGCAAAGAGACUACAGGAAAAAAAAACCUGACCAAAAAGAUUGUACACUUACUGUAUUAACACACCUUCAGAAAUAUAGAACUUUUGAAUAACUCAUAUUUUAUAAAGUUAAAUAUAAAAAAUACGGCAUUAUUAUGAGGCAAAACUUCAUUGAUCAGUGGUUAAUACGGUGUUACAGUUGAGGACUAUACUUAUUUGUAGCAUUUCUUAUACGUUAUAGGAAAUCAAGCAAAGACAUUGUGUCUUAAUAGAAAUUUCUAGAAAGUAUACAUGAGAUCAGACAACUGUAAAACAGUAAAUAAAUAAAAUUCACAGACUCA